Messenger RNA from Camellia sinensis, 1349 nucleotides. Lineage: Eukaryota; Viridiplantae; Streptophyta; Magnoliopsida; Ericales; Theaceae. The record is from RefSeq and is a predicted model, not a curated record.
UCUCUCUCUCUCUCUCUCUUUCUCUGUCUUCUUCCCUAAACCUUGUUAGCACCUUUCUAACUGAGUUUUAUGUUUGGUUUUACAAUUCUUAAUAGUUCUCUAACAAUGGAUUUUAAGGUUGCAGCAAGAUUUCAGACAACAUCACCAUCACCAUCACUAUCACCAGCAUCUCUCUCCUUCAUUUGGAGUGUGUGUUUGUGAGGUUUCGUUAGGGUUUGAGGAGCAUACAUACAUAGAUAGAGGUAGGCAUAAAAUGAGACAGUCCUGAAUCAUUGUGCUGGCCGUGGUUGGUGGGAGGAGCGAAACUUGACCUUGUCGGUUGUUGUUCUGCAGUAUGAGUGAUGACUUUGAUUAUGAUCUUGAUCAUCAUCAAAGAAGAGAUCAAUAGUGGAAAGCCAAGCUAAAGAUCAAAAGUUAUCAUUCAAGAAAUCAAAUUAAAUGGAUAGAAGAAGAAAUGAAGCCCUAGAUCGCCAUCAUCAUCUUCAUCCACAGACACAUAUACCAGGAAAAGAUUCAAACCCAGAUCCAUACCCAUCUCCACUGCCAAUUGCAACCAUUUCUAGUCCAUCAAACUCAAAAACACCGCCACUGCUGCCACCACCACCACCACCACCACCAGCAGCAGUUCGAUACAGUGAGUGCCUCAAGAACCACGCGGUGAGCACCGGAGGUCACGUCAUCGACGGUUGCGGAGAAUUCAUGCCUGCCGGAGAAGAGGGUAGCCCAGAAGCAUUGAAAUGUGCAGCUUGUGAUUGCCAUCGAAAUUUUCACCGGAGAGAGUACGAAGGCGUGUCUCAAAUUAAAUCAGCUGCUAAUUCUUUCUACCCUUAUAAUCCCAACAGAAACAGUACUAUCCUUAGAACCACCACCACAACCCAUCUCACUCAAGUUCCUCCUCCACUUCCUCCACCGCCGCCCCACCAUAAUAAUCAUAGAUACUCUCAAGGUUUGUCCACUAGUGCCUUCAUGAUGGCCUUUGGUGGGGCCAGCGGAGCUCCGGCAGAGUCAUCAAGCGAAGACCUUAACAUGUUUCAUUCCUAUAAUGUUGGAACACAACAACUGAUGACACAACCGCCAUUUUCGCGGAAGAAGAGGUUUCGGACGAAAUUCACUCAAGAACAGAAAGAUGGGAUGGAAGAGAUUGCGGAAAGAUUGGGAUGGAAGAUCCAGAAGCAAGAUGAGGAAGAAGUAGAGAAGUUCUGUGGUGAAGUGGGUGUGAAGAAACAAGCGUUCAAGGUGUGGAUCCACAACAACAAACAAUCCAUGAAAAAGAAACAACUGUAAGAAAAUCUGCAAAACUCCCUUAUAGAUUAUUAGUCCCUAAUCAUAUAAAGAUGAUAAUUUAUUUC